AAUUUUGUUAUCCUCUACCAUAAAUAGAUCUCCGGGAAUGUACAAGUAUCAAGAGAAAGACCUAGAUAAAAGAAAGUCUGAAUGAGAAAAACUGAGGGAGAAAUACCCAGACAGGAUCCCUAUCAUUUGAGAAAAAUACUCUAAAAGCAAACUGCCAGAUUUAGUGAAAGAGAAGUUCCUAGUCCCAAACGAGCUUGCGGCCUUUCAGUUCAUCUACAUCAUCAGGAAGAGGAUCCAACUAGGAGAGAAUGAGGGUAUUUUCUGCUUCGUCAAUAACAAAUAUUUGCUCAAAAAUGACUCUCUAAUGACUGAUAUAUACCAAGAUUACAAAGAUGAGGAUGGUUUCCUCUACAUCACCUAUGCGGACGAGAACAUCACCGGCUAAUUCUGCAGUAAAAUUUCAU
Messenger RNA from Moneuplotes crassus, 404 nucleotides. The record is from the annotation of a GenBank genome assembly. Lineage: Eukaryota; Ciliophora; Spirotrichea; Euplotida; Euplotidae.